CGUCACCAAUUAAAUUAAAAGAAUAAAUCGUGGUCACUUUUAACGGCGUAUUACGAGAAAUAUAAUUUCGAUUACUAAGGAAAUUAUACGUAAUACAAGUACGCGAAUAUAUCUACGGGUGUCAAACUAAAGACUAAAGAGUGUCUAAUCUAAUGUCAACAGUCAACACAACAAUUAUUACUAUUAUAGGUACUGCUAGAAAUAAACUGAUAUCUGUAUUAUAAAUAUGUAUAUUUCAGGCAGUCAGGAAUAAGGAAGAUUUUAAUAUCUGUAAACAAAAUAAACAUGGAAUCUCAUACUAUUUUUAGAACAAAAUUCUAUGAGUCGGUUGGGCUGGCCGGCUGGUGGUUGUCGUCGCUCAUACGGUCGCAAUAAUAUUGUUGUUAUCGACACUUCAUAUAUUUAUGUUAUAAAAAUAAAAGACGAAAAUUUGUGACAAUAACAAUUAACAAUACAUUAGAAUGGUAUAACACAAAAUAAUGUAAUUUAAUAGUAUAACAAAUUAGAUACAACACAUUUUGAUACGGCUGACAGGGGGGAGCUGCCCCUACCACCCCCCUGGAUCCACGCCUGUACUAUUUCAAUUCAGUUUUUAUUUAGUUUAAAAUUAUUAUAUUGGAAUUAAAUUAAAAAAGUUAUUUCAAUUCCUAAUUCAGAUACUAUAAUCGCUAUUACUUCUGAUAUUAUGUAAAAAAAUAAAUUGCAAAAUAAUUUAGCAUAUACUUCCACAAUUUUUUGUUUCUUGGUUAAAAUAAUAAAAAAAUAGAAACAUUAAAUCUAACAAUAAUUGAGUAUCGCGAAAGUGGAAAUGAAAUGAAAUGAAGUUCAAGGAAAAUCCGAAGUUAUAAUAAUAAUAAAUUAAACUACGUACUCGGUAAUACGUUAGAUUAAUAAUCUUAUUAAUAAAAAUGAAAAUAUUUCAAAUUAUAUUGAAGUAACAUCAUCCAACAUGUAGUAUGAAAUAUGCCCCAUUAACUUCGGUCGACGUCGAAUACACCUUCAGCCGCUACGAGUUGACUUUAAAAUCUAACCGUCGUAUAUUAAAAUCUUUAAAUGUAUGUUGUAUCCAAUUGUUUCGAAGAAGACAACAACAAAAACGAUUAAACGAAUAAUUAUCGAUUAAUAAUUAAAAAUUAAUGUAAAAUACCGAUUUUUUGUUAAAUAUUUCACGUUUUUUAAUACAUAUUUUAACAAAAAAAAAAGAAUAUGAAUAUUUACAUAUUUUGACUUUUCUAUUGUACAAAAAUCCGCGCCCUAACCAUCACAAAUCCAUCCCGUUACCGUUCGGUUAGUAAUAACGUUCUUCUCGUGCAGACAUGCGGCAGUGCUCAUUGCGAGCGUCGGGGGAGGAACAGACGACAGGGUAAUAAUGAUCCGUAGCAAGUCACGAAAAAUAGUAUUGUUACUUUAUUGUUGGAAAACGGUUAACAGGUAGCGGCGGUGGCGGAGGAAGACUACGAGCGGUUCGGAUGGACGAGUACGACGCGUGCGCCGGCUGCGGCUGAAGAGCAGCGGAAACUCGUCGUCGCGAUCGCGGUCGUCGUCAGCAGCGGCUACGGCUGUCCGGCGUGCGCGCGGACAACGAACGUGCGAGUAAUGACGUGGUCGUCGCGUUUCCCGUCACCAGUCAAGGCAGCGACGACGACGACGACGACGACGACGACGAAAAAUCCGUUGCUGUUGCUGCUGCUGCUUCUGUUGCUGUUCGGAGCGCUGUUGGACGUCGUCUCCACCGCGGUGUCCAUCACCCGGCACCAUCGCGGCGACGUUUUCGACGUAUCAGAUGUGAAAUGUUCAAUGGAAACUUGCAUCGGUGUGAGCAGCGGUACGGCGUCACAAGUCGACGGCAUCAAUGGCGGUGGCAGUGGCGGAGUCAUGGGCUUGAGCAUGGAUGACUCUCUGUCGAUCGGGAGCAAAGGAAAACCAUUUUUCGGAGGUAUGGCAGUCAAUAGCGGCUGCCGAUGCCAGUGCAUACAACCCAUGCCCGUGUUCAGGGAUGAUUUGCAAAUAUGCGUCGAUGACCUGCAAGAAUGUUCAUUGGCUUCAUUUGUGUCUGGAACCACGGUACAAAGAAUACCUUACGUGUUUCUACCCCUGCAAGGACAAAUAGUGUAUCCUAGUGCCGAAAUUAAAAUUGCUGGUAUGCAGUAUCCUAUUUGUGCUAUUUCAAAAGCAAAAUAUUUAACCCGAAGUGGUUGGGUUAAUUUUAAAAAUCAAUCAGAUUUCGAAAUUCCUUUCCAAAUACACCGAGAAAAUGGACACAUAAUGUUACUAUGGUUAGGAGAUUUGCAAUCAAGGGCCAACAUAGAAGGUCGUUUAGUGUUGAUCGAAAUGAUUUGCAAAGAGACAUUACCCCAAGAUUAUGACAACAAUUUUCAUCAAGCCAUAACACCUUGUCUUUCAUUUAGAAUAGCAGGAACUCCAAGUGUAAAAGAAGUACUGUUUUCGGCUGAUAUUCGAACUUUGGAUAAUGCUCCUGGUUCUGGACUAACCAUUAGUGAACUAAUAGCUGUAGCGAUUUGUUCUAUUUUGUUAGGACUUAUGUAUGUAGCAUCGAUUUUGUUAUACUUGCAUGUUCGAAAAGGUCGACCUAAAGGACGUAAUGGGGAUACAGAAGCGUUUAAAAAUCCAUUGAUGUCAAACAGUAUUACUGAAGAAGGUAUUGUGAAAAACAAUCCACUUUUGCAACACAGUUACAAUGAUAAUGAAGCAUAUGAAUCGGAUGAAGACAGAAACUAUAGUAGAAGUCCACAAGGAGAACCAACAAUGGAUAUGAUUGAGAAUAAUAAUAAUAAUAUUCGAAAUUUAACUACUGCUAUUGUACAUCCCAUUCAGUCGUACAAUUCAUGUAUUAGUCAUUCGAUGUAUUAUUCGGAUUCAAAUUCAAUAGAAAAACAUCCAGAAGAGGACAUUUCAAUAGUAGAAACAUUGGAUAGCAAAGAAGAUCGACCAGAUAACAUAAGAUCAAUAGUGUGUGCCAAUCCAAGAAAAAAACUUUACUUUAAUCCGGACUACUUUGAACUUGAAUUAUUGAUGGCUCCUCCACCAGCAGCAUUAGAAUUUUUAGAAAAAAUUCGCGAAGUAAUACAAGAAGCAAAAAGAAAAAUAACAAUGAAAAAAUUUUCACCAAAUCUCAAUAUAAUACUAGAAGAAGUUAACGAAGAUACAGAUGAACCACUGAAUUCUUGCGAUAAAUGCAAAACUCAUUUAAAAAAAAAAUCAGCUACGAUACAAAAAUGGUUGUUGGAUGUGCCAACAGAAGUUACCAAGCCUAAGAAAAAACAAGCUCCUUGCACUCCAGUUGAAUUAGGAUCACUAGAAAAAGUCAAUAAUAUCUUAAGUAAUGAUAGAGAAUCGAUACAAAAAAUGAAUGAAAAAAAAUUGAAUACUGAUAUUGAAAAUAAAGAAGAAAACAAAGAAGAAAAAAAAGAAAAAAUAGAAGAAGUAGACGAAGAUGACGGAGAAGAAAGUACAAAUAUAGAGUGUGAUAGUCUAGAAAGAUCAAUGAAUUAUAGGCAGAAAAGUGGAUAUCAUACACCAUCUGAAUAUGGGGAUGUUAGACCAGAUUUAAGUCCAGUGUUAAGCAAUUCUGCGUUACCGAUGGAAGAAGAACUUACAGUUCAAACAACAUACACAUAUGAUACUAUCACGAAAAAAGAAAAUUAUUAUGAACAUAUAUCUGGUCCAGAUUGCGUGCGAGAAAAACCAAAGAAGGAAAUCCUACCUGACAUUUUGAAUAGAUCUUCUGAACGUUACAAUUUAGUGAGCGAAGUUUAUGUAAACGAUAAUUUCAAUACAAGUAUGUCGCCUAAUAACUCGCUAGAUAAAAAGAUUAAAAAGAAGAGUCCUGGUCAGAUAACCAUCGAAGUUGAAGACUGUCCAGACAAUUAUCCAAUAGAGGAGGAUUCAGAUAGUUUCGAGCCAGAUACAUUAGAUAGAAAUUGUACAAAAAUCAAACCAAAAUUGAAAACUGUAUAUUCUUCAGAUUCACUAGAACAAUCAAGCAGUCCCAAAACAAUUAGCAAUGGAUUUGGUAGCUUAUUAGAAAUUUAUGAGGCCAAGAAUGUUAUGGCUGAUGUUCAAAAAAGAUGGAAUAUGAACCAAACAGAGGCCAAAUACUUGAAACCUGAUCCAAAACACUGCCGUAGGCAAAGAUGCCCAUCACCCUUAUCAGAACCAAAGCCUUCAAAAAACGCAUGUGUCAGAAGCACUAGCAACUACGGAGUCAAGCAAAUAGAUUGUAUCCGUUCACCACAUAACCGGCAAACCAACGAGAUCAUGGCUGGUGCUUCUGACAAACAAGCAGUCAAAAGUUUGCCGACUGAUCAAACAAAGUAUGAGGACUCCGGAUAUCUUAGUACUGAAUCUAAUGAAUCUUACUGCAAAGUAGUGGCUAAUAGUUUAGACACUGAUGAAUCUGGAGCAGAAAGUAUAGAUACAGAUUUUAAAUUUUUUAAAACGCGUACAGAUCAUAACUUCUACGAUUGGUAAUGAUUAUUUAUUAUCCAAAGAUAUUUUUCAAUUUGCCUAUUAAUUUUUAAUGUAAAGUAUAUAAAUAUAAGCACCAAAAAUUAGAUUUACUUGUAAAUGAUAAAGUCCAAAAUAAUGCAUAGUCAAUUGCAGACU
Messenger RNA from Sipha flava (yellow sugarcane aphid), 4626 nucleotides. RefSeq lists its product as uncharacterized. Gene Ontology annotation, cellular component: cell cortex. The transcript has 8 exons. The record is from RefSeq and is a predicted model, not a curated record. The coding region runs from base 1597 to 4491 and encodes 964 amino acids. Lineage: Eukaryota; Metazoa; Arthropoda; Insecta; Hemiptera; Aphididae. Gene Ontology annotation, biological process: imaginal disc-derived wing hair organization.